Molossus molossus (Pallas's mastiff bat) is the source of this 720-nucleotide messenger RNA. It is a transcript of the gene NKIRAS1, whose product is annotated as NFKB inhibitor interacting Ras like 1. Gene Ontology annotation, biological process: canonical NF-kappaB signal transduction. NCBI's taxonomy places the organism in Eukaryota, Metazoa, Chordata, Mammalia, Chiroptera, Molossidae. The record is from RefSeq and is a predicted model, not a curated record. The transcript is spliced from 4 exons. Gene Ontology annotation, molecular function: GTP binding; GTPase activity. The coding region runs from base 65 to 643 and encodes 192 amino acids.
UCUCGCAGUCAACGCACCGCUGUCUUCGAGGUCUGCGGAGUGUACAGUGAUACCCUGAGACAGGAUGGGAAAGGGCUGCAAGGUUGUGGUUUGUGGCUUGCUAUCUGUGGGGAAGACAGCAAUUUUGGAGCAGCUUCUUUAUGGGAAUCAUACUAUUGGAAUGGAAGAUUGUGAAACAAUGGAAGAUGUAUAUAUGGCUUCAGUGGAAACAGAUAGAGGAGUAAAGGAACAGUUACAUCUUUAUGAUACCAGAGGCCUGCAGGAAGGCGUGGAACUACCAAAGCAUUAUUUUUCAUUUGCCGAUGGCUUUGUUCUAGUAUACAGUGUGAAUAAUCUUGAAUCCUUUCAAAGAGUGGAGCUUCUGAAGAAAGAAAUUGAUAAGUUCAAAGACAAAAAGGAGGUAGCAAUUGUUGUACUAGGAAACAAAAUCGACCUCUCUGAACAGAGACAAGUGGAUGCUGAAGUGGCACAGCAAUGGGCAAAAAGUGAGAAGGUGCGACUGUGGGAGGUAACAGUUACAGAUCGGAAAACUCUGAUUGAACCAUUCACUCUCUUAGCCAGCAAACUGUCCCAGCCCCAGAGCAAAUCGAGCUUUCCUUUGCCUGGGAGGAAAAACAAAGGGAAUUCUAGCGCUGAGAACUAAAAACCAAUGCCACAAUUUUUUGUUGAAUAGUGAAUACCUUUAAGUGUCUGUGAACAUAAUUAAAAUAGGCCAUUUGU